AUGUUUUCGAAGGCUGGCGUGCAGAAGCAGAUAGGUGCUGAUGCCUUCGCUAUCGGAGCUUAUAAAACUGGAAUUCUUCCGUCAAAGAAAACGGGUUGGAGCAGCAUUUUCUUUCUCGUAGUUGUUGCGGCGACUUCUGGUUGGUACGGUUACGCUCUUGGUCGCGAGCAGGCACGUCGGACGCUCUGUCGGGAAAUUUCUGAACUUCGACAGUCGCUGCAAACUUUGGAAACCUCUCAGGAUCGAAAUGCUCAGCGAUAA
Cyanidioschyzon merolae strain 10D is the source of this 261-nucleotide messenger RNA. RefSeq lists its product as hypothetical. NCBI's taxonomy places the organism in Eukaryota, Rhodophyta, Bangiophyceae, Cyanidiales, Cyanidiaceae. The transcript has a single exon. The record is from RefSeq and is a predicted model, not a curated record. The coding region runs from base 1 to 261 and encodes 86 amino acids.